Molecule: messenger RNA, 4065 nt
Organism: Pararge aegeria (speckled wood butterfly)
Lineage: Eukaryota; Metazoa; Arthropoda; Insecta; Lepidoptera; Nymphalidae
Product: G protein-activated inward rectifier potassium channel 3-like
Exons: 4
Coding region: 361-1836 (491 amino acids)
Biological process (GO): potassium ion import across plasma membrane; regulation of monoatomic ion transmembrane transport
Cellular component (GO): plasma membrane
Molecular function (GO): inward rectifier potassium channel activity
Source: RefSeq, a predicted model, not a curated record
ACUCCAAUCCUGGAGCGAAAGGGACUUUUUUAUCUGUGAUGUGAAAGUUUACGAUACAAUACCGUUGAUAACCUCAAAUCUUAUCAGCCAGUAUGACAUGAACUGUUGAUCAACCGAUGAUAAAAAUAUACCAUGUUUUGAUGCAAUGAAUGUGACAAUUGUUUGUUUUGAAUAUGUUCGAUGUUUAGUUCAAAUUGUCUACUUGGAAACUAGAGAUGGUACGCUCCAAUGAUUUUCAAAAAAACAAUCACCAUCGCAUCCAAAAUGAUCACCAACUAUGACCAAAUUCAAAUUCACGAACGUGUGACUUGAUUUCCGUAGCUUUUAGCACAUUUGUAUUAUAUAUAUUAAGACAAAAAUAUGAGUGGCGAAGAUUCGUCCUCAUAUGAAAUGCAAGUGAGGAAAGAUGACGGACAAAAGGAAACAAAGCUCUCAAAACCUGGCCUUUCGGCUGGCAAGAUUUUCUAUAAACCUGGGGUUAUUGAAGAGGAAACUGAUGAGACGAGUGUACUAGACAGCUCUGUUUUGGAAUCGCCGAUGUUGGGAGUGGGGUAUGGAGGUAGCGGAUUCCUGAGGCCACCUCUGCAUCAGACUGCCAGUCUUCAUAGGAUACCUACGUACAGCAGUUCUAUUGGACAUAGUACUGUGUACAGACAUGAUUGCAGGAGUCGCUCGCACAGACAUGGCGCUUCUAGAAGAACAAGACGGCGGGCAAUUCUUAAAAAUGGUGAAUGCAAUAUUCUCAAGUCACGGAUCUCACAGCGGCGUUUGCGAUUUCUUCAGGACAUGUUCACGACACUUGUGGAUGCGCAGUGGCGGUGGACCCUUCUUGUGUUUACGCUCUCCUUCAUUUUAUCCUGGCUGGGAUUCGCUCUUAUUUGGUGGCUGAUUGCAUUCACACAUGGAGAUCUUGAGAUCGAUCAUCUACCGCCUAUGCAAGAAAACAACGGUUGGAAACCAUGUGUCUUUAAUAUCUACGAUUUUACGUCAUGUUUCCUGUUCAGUAUUGAAACACAGCACACCAUCGGUUAUGGUGCUCGUACUACGACGGAGGAAUGUCCUGAAGCAAUCUUUAUUAUGUGUUUACAAAGUAUAGUGGGAGUAAUGAUACAAGCUUUCAUGGUGGGAAUUGUGUUCGCCAAAAUGACGAGACCUAAGCACAGGACACAAACACUUUUGUUCUCGAAAUACGCUGUUGUAUGUCAGAGAGACGGAGAAUUAAGUCUAAUGUUCAGAGUCGGUGACCUGAGGAAGUCUCAUAUCAUCGGUGCCAGCGUAAGAGCUCAAUUAAUUCGCUCCAGGACAACAAAGGAAGGAGAACUUUUGUCGCAUUAUCAGACUGAAUUAGAACUGAAUGCAGACGGUUGUGAUAGUAACCUAUUCUUCAUCUGGCCCAUAACGAUGGUCCAUCGAAUAAACGCGAAUAGUCCCUUUUACGGAGUGUCCGCCGCGGAUGUGCUGCAAGAAAAAUUUGAAAUCGUAGUUAUUUUGGAGGGAACAAUCGAAUCGACGGGUCAAACGACGCAGGCGCGUUCUAGUUAUACGACAAGUGAAAUAAUGUGGGGACACAGAUUUCUGCCGUUAGUGUCAUACAAUCGUGAACGCCAGGGGUACGAAGUAGAUUAUUCUAAAUUCGAAGAGACCACGCAGGUUGAUACACCACUGUGUUCCGCUAAGGAGUUAGACGAGUUCUAUGGAAAUCAAGCUGAUCGCAGAUCAAUCGAGAGCACGGAACAUAUGGUGCUUAAGUUGCCGGAGCGUCCCGCCCGCCCAGAAAGCCCCGCCCCAGCGCCCAAAGCGGAACAGAAGAAUGGUGACUUCACAGUAACAUUAUAAUAAUAGAAAAAGAGGUUUUCUUUAUAAAUGUAGGCUUCUUGUAGACUUCCGUUUAUAUACCGGUCAACGGACCGUUGAUGCCGGACACCCACGGAACAAAUCGUGUCGCGUGGAUUUUAGCGCAAUGUAAUGCACUCGCAAUAGUAGAGACGUUUUCGAGUACGGAAAAACUAAAGCAGACAGAGUAAAUUAAAUUUAACAACCUUGUAUUAAAGAUAAAAUUCGUGCACACUUCAUUAGCGAUAAGCGACUCUGUGAUGAGAAGGUACAAUCUCCUUCGUCGAUAUAGCGUUUUGAUAAUUGACAAAUUCGCAAAAUUGCGAGCGUGAAAAACUUGUACAAAAGGUACUUUUAUACUUACAGGAUUAGUACCGGAUAGUCGACUAUCAAUGUUGUCUAAUAUUAGUUUAAAGUAAAUAAAAACAGGAAAAGGGCAAUACGCUUCGUUGCGUGAAUAUAAUCAAUCAAUUUUCUAUCAUGGUUGACUGCACUUUCUUUGCGCUGUUUUCUGCCGCAUUGAGGAUACCUGCCCAUAACUGCCCAGCUAAGAACCGGUAUUCGGUGCAUUACUGACUAGACCGGUUAAAAACACGAUUUGCAGGAAAAAACGGUCGUCUGCAGGAGGUCUUACGGUGUUGGAUCACCACUAUAAGUGACACGAGUACCAGUAAUAAAAUAAUAGUAGAUUAAAUAGAUAAGUUACCGUCGUCAGCUGACUUGUACUUUGUGUUUAGGGCUCACAUACAGGAGCGGCACGAUUUCAAUGGCAGAGAUUAUUGCACCUGUCGGCGGCAGCCUUCAACGCAUCGGCGGCAGCCGUCGACCUUUAGCGACGCUUGUGGUUGUUUGUGUUUGUAGAGUGCCGAUACAAAGAAAACAACUGAAAUAACUGCAGCGGGUCGUUGUUGGUAUCGGCAUGCUACAAACACAAACUACUGCAAGCAUCGCUAUUGGUCGACUGCCGCCAAUGCGUUGACAGCUUCCGCUGACGGGUGAUGACGGGAACUGUUACAUCAGUCUAAGGCAAUUUACCGCUAGUGUAUAUGAGCCCUUAUGUUAAUCCAAAACUAAGUAGUAGCUGCUAACAGAAAUACAUUUUUACUUUCGUGGUUGUAAUAUGAAAAAUUUCAAUUCUUAUCUGUUAAAGUACUUGAAAUAUGAAAACAUUUUAUGGCUAAGGACAGUUCGUUCUUUGCUUGGUUAUUUUACACAAUUUUGUAUACAGCUACAGCAUAAAUAUUUGAGAAUAAUAACUAGGUAGUGGCUAAGGCCGCCGGCUUUGUACCAGUGUGGACGGUCUACGCUCUAAAUCCCCUUUUGUCCUAUUGGAGAGGAGACCUAUGGCUCUAUACUAGUCACGGUAUUUAUAAUCAUUGGCUAAUAUAAAUACUGAUGCUAUAAUAAAUAUAAUGUUACCUGCAUCUUAGUAUAUUUUUUAAUGUUUUUUCUGUUUUAUGGGGAGGAGUUUUGAGAAAUAGGUGUUAAAACUAUGAUUGUGCUAUCAGUCGUCAACAUCACGUAUAAUUCUACCAUUCAAUAAUGCUUGUGUUGUGCUUGAUAAAUAGAAAAAAAAACUAGAACUGAACCACAGCUGCCUGCUUAAAUUUGUAGUUUCUUUACUUUUAAGUUGCGGAUUAUAACCUCGCCAUAUGUUUCAGAAUGGUAUCCAUUGUACAAACAGCAUCAUAGAUAGGUUUGCAGGAAACAUUUAUACGGAAAGCACGCGGUUUUGAGAGCAAACUUCAUUUUAUUGCUGUGUUUACUUAAAAUGACUUUGUAGUAAAAUACAAUUUUUGUAAGAAGUGUAAAAGUUAAUGGACAUAUGCCAGAAUUAGAGUAUUAAAUAUUAGUUAUGAAUGAUGCAACCCAAUCAUAAUAAUCUUGCAACUAGUCACACUGAAAAAGAGAAUAAUUUUAUAUGUAUAUAGCCAGUUAAAAUCUGGAAGAGGUACCUAUUACAAGAUUAAAAAAUGAUUGUGAUGAAUCUAGAAGGUUCUGCAAGAAUUUUAAGAAGGCAUUCCAAUAUAUUUUUUAUAAGAAAAAUUUAUAUAGCUAGUUUACAGUUUAUAAUUGUAGAAUCUCGCUCGAAGUGAAAAUAUUUAAUAUUAUAAGAAUAUAAAAAAUGUACGGUCUUCCAUAAAGGUUGUGUAUAUGAAAUAUACAAACAAUCUUUUUUAACAUAGAGACGUUCGAAUAUCAAAUAUUUAAUACAUUUAUUAAAGUUUAAGC